This is a messenger RNA of Acanthamoeba castellanii str. Neff, 624 nucleotides long. Its product is annotated as O-methyltransferase, putative. Gene Ontology annotation, molecular function: protein-L-isoaspartate (D-aspartate) O-methyltransferase activity. The record is from RefSeq and is a predicted model, not a curated record. The transcript is spliced from 6 exons. Lineage: Eukaryota; Discosea; Longamoebia; Acanthamoebidae. Bases 1 to 624 code for a protein of 207 amino acids. Gene Ontology annotation, biological process: protein modification process. Gene Ontology annotation, cellular component: cytoplasm.
AUGGAGCACUCGUGGAAGGCCGAGUGCCGAUCAAACGACGAACUCAUCUACACCCUCCGUUCGUACGGGCUGGUGAAGUCGAAGCGGGUGGAGGCCGCCAUGCGGGCGGUCGACCGGGGCCACUACUCCACCGAUCCCGACCAGGCCUACUGCGACCGACCACACGGCAUCGGCUGCUCACAAACCAUCUCCGCACCGCACAUGCACGCGAUGUGCCUCGAGCUGCUUCUGGACCACGCCGUCCCUGGGGCCAAGGUGCUCGACGUCGGAUCGGGGAGCGGCUACCUCACGGCAAUUCCUGAACUGGUGGAGUGGGGAACGAACAACAUCCGCAAGGACAGCCCGCAGCUGCUGGAGAAGCGCGUGGUGGAGAUCCGCAACGUCGACGGCUGGGAGGGCGUCAAGGACGAGGCCCCCUUCGACGCCAUCCACGUCGGCGCCGCGGCCGCCACCCUCCCGCAGCCCCUCGUCGACCAGUUGCGGCCGGGCGGACGGCUCAUCAUCCCGGUGGGCCGGGACGACCAGGAACUGCUGCAGGUGGACAAGCAGGCCGAUGGCUCGAUCGUCCAGCAGCGCGUGCUCGGCGUCCGCUACGUGCCCCUCGUGCCCGGUCUCGCCCAAUAA